AUGUCGAAUGCGAAUACAUCUACACAACAGCAAUCAGCCAACGAAAAUAAAUCUGUUUUUACUGAAGCAGGUCGAUCAAAAAUAGCUUCUGAAGUCGGUCAAUGUGGCACAGGGAUGACAAAUAAUUCAGCAAAUACUGAAAAUUCAUGUAAAAGUUGUAAUAUCAAAGAAUGUGACAACGCCAACCAUAAGAAAACUGGAUCAUCAACAUGA
This is a messenger RNA of Rotaria sordida, 213 nucleotides long. Lineage: Eukaryota; Metazoa; Rotifera; Eurotatoria; Philodinida; Philodinidae. The record is from the annotation of a GenBank genome assembly.